AUGCACCCUGACUCAAAGUUAGAAAAGGGUAAAACUGAGAAAGAUAUUGAUGAGACCAGAUAUAGAGACAUGAUAAGUUCUCUCAUGUAUCUUACAUCAUUUAAACCUGAUAUUGUGCAAAGUAUUAGAGUUUGUUCUCAAUUCCAAUUACAAUCUAAAGAAUCAAAUCUUUCUGCAGUAAAAAGAAUCAUUAGAUAUAUACAUGGAACAUCUAACUAUGAUUUAUGGUAUCCUAAGUCUGAUAAAUUUUCUGUAGUUGGAUACUGUGAUACAGAUUUGCAGGUGAUAGAGUGGAUAGGAGAAGUACUUCUGGUAUGCUGUUUUCUGAGUAGUUCAUUAAAUGUAUGGUCAAGUAAGAAGCAGUCCACAGUGGCUCUCUCCACUACAGAAGCCAAAUACAUUGCUGCAUCUUCUUGCUGUUCCUAA
Messenger RNA from Arachis stenosperma, 426 nucleotides. RefSeq lists its product as uncharacterized. Bases 1 to 426 code for a protein of 141 amino acids. Lineage: Eukaryota; Viridiplantae; Streptophyta; Magnoliopsida; Fabales; Fabaceae. The transcript has a single exon. The record is from RefSeq and is a predicted model, not a curated record.